Messenger RNA from Puccinia triticina, 459 nucleotides. RefSeq lists its product as uncharacterized. The transcript has 2 exons. The record is from RefSeq and is a predicted model, not a curated record. Bases 1 to 459 code for a protein of 152 amino acids. NCBI's taxonomy places the organism in Eukaryota, Fungi, Basidiomycota, Pucciniomycetes, Pucciniales, Pucciniaceae.
AUGAACGGACCGUGCAAGAUUCUGCUUUUAUGUCUGCUUGGCCUGAUCGGCAUGGACGUAGGUUUGGCGAGCAUAAUCAGACGGUCGGGAAGCUACCCGGGCUCGAUUUGCACGGCCACCUUGAAGAACAACCACGGGCACAACGCCGGCGCACGGUUCUCCUGGAUGCUCUGGAAGACGAAGACUGUGCCGUGGCAAAGGAUGUUCCCCCCUGGAACGCGAGGGAAGAAGGAAGUCGCCCUUUUCCUGAACGACAAGAUGCAAUGCACGGCCACAUUCUGGGUGGACACAAAGACUUGCUCCAUCAAAGAUGAUCACUGCCAUCAAUCACCAUCGACAUGCGAGAAAUUAAAGCAUACUUCCCAGCCGUCUCUUAUGGUGGAGGAAGGAACGCCGACUAAAGGUCCCAUCCAAUGGAAAAACUGUCCUGCCGGAAUGUUCGUUCAUGUGGAUUUCUGA